Messenger RNA from Diorhabda carinulata, 6213 nucleotides. RefSeq names its product LIM domain kinase 1 (gene LIMK1). Lineage: Eukaryota; Metazoa; Arthropoda; Insecta; Coleoptera; Chrysomelidae. Gene Ontology annotation, molecular function: protein binding; ATP binding; protein serine/threonine kinase activity. Bases 161 to 3676 code for a protein of 1171 amino acids. The record is from RefSeq and is a predicted model, not a curated record. Gene Ontology annotation, cellular component: nucleus; cytoplasm. The transcript has 14 exons. Gene Ontology annotation, biological process: protein phosphorylation; actin cytoskeleton organization.
UUUUAAGAUUAAUAAUAAUAGGAAAUAUUUCAUUUGUAAAUUUAUUAAAAUGAAUACAUUUGCUAAAAAAUUAUGUAUAAAUGUAUCUUCAUAUUUCAAAUUAUUUAUGGGGAUUUACAUAUCUUUUAACCUUUUUUGGUUGGUAUAAUAUGUGUGCUAAAUGAAAUCUAGUGUUAAAAAAGGAAAAGUACCAGUGUUUGGUGCAUUGCAAACAUGUUGUUUUUGUAUUAAAUUUGAUAAAAACUUGCAUGAAAAUAUGCAAGACCAUUGUGAAAAUGAGGGAGAAGAUAGCAGUGCCCCUCAUUCUGAAAUAAUAUGCGCGGGGUGUCUCAAUGCAAUUGAUGAUGAAGAGUUUGUAUCUGCGCUUGGACAAGAAUGGCAUAUGGAAUGCUUCAGAUGUUCCGCAUGUGAUGCUUCUUUAUCCAACUGGUAUUUCGAAAAAGACGGUCUUCUUUUUUGUAAAGACGAUUAUUGGGCACGUUAUGGAGAAUCUUGUCAACAAUGUAGCCAGAUAAUAACAGGACCUGUAAUGGUAGCCGGAGAACAUAAAUUUCACCCUGAAUGUUUUUGUUGUGGAUCUUGUAGCGCAUUUAUAGGAGAUGGUGAUUCUUACGCCCUUGUGGAACGUUCCAAACUAUACUGUGGACAAUGCUAUAAAAGGCAAAUGCAACCUUUGCAGAAAACUGCGGGGUUUCCUUUUGCUCGUAAACCACAUUCUAUACGUUUGGUGGAGAUACCGGGGGGACAAAAAGGCAUUAAAUUGUCUAAAAAUGCUCUACAGCCUGGUUGUAAUACACAAUGUUUCACUAUAUCAGAGUUUUUAUGGAAAAUACAAGGGAAAUUACUACGAGUGGCUUUUGCGUUUCUAACAUCUGCUUUUAACAUUUGCUGCUAUUUUUUACCCCCCUAUAGGUUAGAUGUGAAUAACGAUCUUAUGUCGUUGCAUAUUGGCGACAAAAUUUUAGAAAUAAAUGGUAUGCCCGUCAAAGAUACCUCUUUGGAAAACGUAGAAAAUCUAUUAAGGUAUUCCGAUACGGUGUUACAGUUGACUAUUGAACACGAUCCACAAACGAUAUCUCAUAAUCUUGCCAAAUUUACAGCUUUAAGACAUUCGAAUGUACCUUUAACUACCACUGCUAGCGAUACCAACAUUCCAAAUAUAAAAACAUUACAAGAUAAUAUUAAAUGUUGCGGCUCUUCAGAUUCUCUCACAGGAUAUCCUAGAGAUGUUUUUAAACCUCCUGAUAGUCCGGAAAAACCUAAUAUCACUGCGAUAAACAAAGAAAGAUUAUUCAAGAGAAAAGACGAGGGUUAUAUGAGCGGAACUAGAUCGAGACAAUUGAGAAGAAAGAAUAAUCUGUCUGAUAAUCAAUGUUUGGAUAAAGAGAGAAGUUCUUCUAUGAGCAGACUAUUAGAUGAGUCUCCGAAUUCAAAGAGAUGCUUGGAAUUAUCGCGAGCUUAUUCGUUUCUGGAACCUAGACCACAACAGAGGGUUUUCAGGGCUUCCGAUUUAGUAAAAGGAGAGUUAUUGGGACAAGGAUUCUUCGGGCAAGUUUACAAAGUAACUACUAGAGAUACGGAAGAAGUUAUGGUAUUGAAAGAACUGUAUAGAGUAGACGAAGAAGCUCAGAAGAAUUUUUUAAAAGAGGUUGCAGUUUUACGAAGUUUAAAUCAUAAUAACGUUCUACGGUUCAUUGGAGUUUUGUAUAAGGAAAGGCGACUCCAUUUAGUGACGGAAUAUAUUUCCGGUGGUACUUUAACUGAUUUAUUACACGAUUCCUGUCAACCCCUACCAUGGGAACAAAGGGUGUCCUUUGCUAAAGAUAUAGCUGCCGGAAUGGCGUAUCUACAUUCGAUGAAUAUUAUCCAUAGAGAUCUCAAUUCUCAUAAUUGUCUCGUUAGAGACGAUAAAACUGUGAUAGUAGCCGAUUUCGGUCUUGCCAGAAUCAUUUCUCACGCUACUAACAGUACAAGAAAAGUAUCGCCCAAAAACCAGACUAAUACCAAACGUCAAGAAAGAAAAAAACGAUACACUGUAGUCGGUAAUCCUUAUUGGAUGGCUCCGGAAAUGAUGAAAGGAAAUAAAUACGAUGAAAAAGUUGAUAUUUUCAGUUUCGGUAUAAUAUUGUGUGAGAUAAUAGGUAGAAUCCAAGCAGAUCCGGAUUUUAUGCCGAGAUCCAACGAUUUCGGAUUGAACCAAAUGGCUUUCAAAGAAAAAUUUUGCUGUUCUUGUCCGGAACCCUUCUAUAAAAUCGCUUUUCUUUGUACAGAUCUCAACCCCGAUAAACGCCCUCCGUUCGAAGUGAUGGAAGUGUGGUUGGAAUCGCUUUCAAUGCAUCUCAGCGUCGGUAUGCCUCUACCUCCAGAUCUCCUUUUCGACAUCCAACAUUUUCGCGGACUGAGUCCCAGUUCUUCGGGGAGUACCACUCCCGAUGGGAUACCUUCAGGGCAUCGCAGUCCGGCUUUGGAACCGAUCCGCGAAGGCAAAAUGGCCGAUACGAAGAGGAGCUCCGAGAAGAUAUUCUCGGAUUGUAAUAAGAGUAGAAGUUCCGAUAGGAUCUACGACGGUAGCAGGAAUCGGAGCAACGAAAAAAUUUAUUCCGACGAUGAAAACGGGAAAAGUAAAAGCAACGAGAAUAUCAGAUCAAUUAUGAAAGUCUCGUCUGCGGAAAAUGUUGAUAAACCUGUUAUUACGAUUUGUGAUUUCGGAGAUGGAAAUGAUAAACAAGGAGAAACUACAUACGUCCCCAAAUCUCCAAACAGUCUCAUAAUGUCCGAUGUAGAAAAAGGUUUCCCGAACUACGAAAAUAUAGAUUUCCUGAAAAACGAUAUGGUAUAUAUAGGACAUCAAGAAAAACCUAUCGCCAUCGAAAAAUUAGAAUGCGACCCCCCUAGAACCGAAUCGACUACUACCCCGCACACCGACAACAACCUCAGAGAAAAUAUUUCACCCCAUUUAAGAAAGAUUCCGAAAAAUUUCACGAGGAACCGUUUGGUGAAGGAAAUGAAAGAAAACCAAGCGCGAGAAGAGAAAAUUAAGUUAAAAAGCUUCGAUGCGGAUCACGUUGCUAAAGUGUCCAAUUUAAAUUUGAACAGUAUCGGCGUGAGUACCUCACAACCGUCACAAGUGACGGAAAAAUUCGUGAGCAAUUUGAAAAAUGUUAAUCUAAAUGGAAAUCCAAAAUACCAUCGAUCGAUGAGCGAAACCAACGAAAAUUCCGAAAGAAAAUCCAUUUUAACUAGGAGAAGAUACACCAAGGAUUCGGAUAACGUGAGAUUUUUAAAACGAACCCCUAUUUUGAAGAGAAGAUCGCCUACUAAAACCGAAAAUCCGGAAGAAAUUUUAGAAAAACAAUCUCCUGAUUCGGAUUCUAAGGAAAAGUUGAUGGAAAAACCUUCUCUGCUGUCUAAAUUAACUCCUAAUCUACAGAGGCGAACGGGUUUUUUAAAUAUCGAAGAUACGUCGGGUAACGUUAACAAAAAACCGUUUUUAGUAGCAGCCGCCUCCGGAAGUAUCGUAAGGAACAUGGUGGAUAGUUUGAAUAAAAAAAGUCCGUUGAGUUUCGGAAACAGGAGCAGCUUCGGUAGAUGUUCUUUGAAUUUGACAGGUUCCAAUAAAGUUAAUCUUAAAAAAGUCGGUAGAAGUCCCAGUCCGGACGAAUACACAGUUUUGUGAUGAAAAUAAGUCGAAAAUAUCCAUUUCAUAAGUCAAUUCACCACGAUUGUAUCAAUAAUACGGGGCAUUUUAAUUAACACUACAGAAAUAGGAUGAUACACGCAGUUAGAAUAACUAUAAUUCGUUACAUAACCUCCAAAUAUCUAAAAUCUGAAAUAUUCCAAAGGAAAAAUUAUUUAGUUUGUCCCCGUGAAUUUAUUUAUAUUUAUUGAUCUAAUUUACAUAUACUUACAGUGUCUUUAUUGGUUCUUUUCAGCAGUUGCUUUUACUCAUCUAUUCUCCUUAUUUCCAUUAUAUCCCACUGGAUACGUUCCGGGCUAUUUAUUUAAGAAAAACUAUAUAACUUGAAAUAUUUCGAAGAAAAAAUCUUUUCGAUUGCUCCCUGUACAUUUUAUUACAUUGUUAGUUUGAUCAACUUUUGGUAAAAUUUAUAUAUAAACAUGAAAACUAUAUUGAUUCGAUUUAAUGAUAAAAAUUCUGUAAUAAGACGUACUUCUACCAAACUCAUUGAUCUCUUUGAAGACACCCUGUAUUAUAAUAAACCUGUUUCUUAUAUUCUUUAAUACGAACCAUAAUCAUCAAUUGUGUUAUCCUAUUUACUGCGCCAGUUUUUGUUACUGUUUUACAGUUUUCCCGUAUAUAACGUAUAUGAAUUUCGACCGAAUUUCCUCAUCUUUUUGACACAACCUACACAAAAAUCCUGUUUUCUUCGUUCUUUGAUAAGAAGCAGAAUCUUCCUUUGCAUUGCUAUGAUAUGAAAAUGAUGAUUACAAUGGUUCUUUUGUUCUCAAAUAAUAACGAAAUCUUCGUUUGUUUUACAUAAAUUUGUGUUUUUACAUUUUAUCGUAUUAACUGCGCCAAUAAACUCAUAUUGGGAACAUUCUGUAUUAUGAUAAGUAAUCCUCCUUUUUUCUUAAAUAUUUACCAGACUGUUCAUUUGUGCUCUAUAAUCCUCCAUUGUCUUUUUUCUAAGGAUUUUAUCCUAUUGAUUGCGCCAAUUUUGAAUUUUUGCGAUAACCUGAUAAUUUUUGUAGUUUCGGAGACAUUCUGUAAUAUAAAGAUGGUAUGUCUUACAUAAAUGUAUGUUUUUAUCAAGAGUUUAUCCUAUUAACUGCGCCAAUUUUAGAUUUUUGCGAAAACUGAAGAUAAUUUUCGUAUAUUUUUCUUGGUAAAUUGAAUUUUCUCGCAUUAUCGAUUGAAUCUUCUUAUCCUUUUAAAAGAAGCUACCGAAAAACAUAUUCCUGUAUUGUUACAGUUCAAUGACAUAAAAACUCUGCAAUCAGAUGAAAUUCAUUGCUCAUAUUGGGAACAUUCUGUAUUAUAAUAAAUUUUUGUGUUCCUUUGCAUAUAAAUACGAAUUGGAAUCUUCAUUUGUGUUUUAUAAUCCCGCAUUGUACUUUUUAAGGAAAUCAUCCUAUUAACUGCGCCAAUUUCGUAUUUUUUACAAAAAUAGAAGAUAAUUUUCUUAUAGUUUUGGAGUAUUAUAAUGAUGGUUUUGAUAUUUUAAUGGUUCUUUGCGAAAACCUGAUAAUUUUUUUUAUACUUUUGGAGACACUUCGUAUUAUAAUGAUGGUUAUGAUGAUUGUAAUGGUUCUUUAGUUUUUAAAUAAAAACAAGACUCUUUUAUGUAUGUUUUUAUAAGGAGUUUAUCCUAUUGACUGCGCUAAUUUCGUGUUUUUACGAAAAGCAGUCGAUACUUUUAUCUAUCUAAAAAUAUUGUUUCUGGAGUCUUUUUAAUCAUUUAAUAUAUAUAUUAACAGUGAUAUAACAAAAUCAUUUUAUUUAUAUUGUUUUUCUAAAAUUUUAUUUGGUUGGUAAUUUAAUUAUUUGUUUAAAAAGUUUUAAAAACAGUACAGCGUGUUUAUAAAAAUAAAUUACAUUGCGCUGUAUAAAUUAGCUCUCUUCUAAUUGUUCUUAUUAACUCUAAUCAUGCUGUGAUAAAAUUAGUAUUUAUGUAAAUAUAUAAUCGAAUAAAAUCAUUCCAAGUUUGAAUUUUUUGUUUUAUAAAACGUGCCUAGCAUUUUAAUAUUCUUUAUUGUGAUAUUUAAAUGGCCCCCUACAACUAAUUUACCCCCCAUCGUAAAUUUAUUUUUUAAUUUUGUAAACAUUUAGAAAUUUUAUCUUGAAAAAUCAAAUAUUUUCUUAAUUUACACAAAAAAUAGUUGAAAUUGUGGUUUUAUUAAAUUUACAGGUCCGUCAUCGCCUACUAACUGUUUAAAUAUUUAAAUAUUUUCAACUGUCAGUAUGAAAUUUUUCAGUUCUUAUUAGAAAAAAAAAUUUGAUUGUUGGUGUACUGGUAUGAAUAUCAACAAGUUCUUUCAAUUUUUUUUGUAUUACAUUAAUAUAAAGUUGUAGGUAGCCAUUUCGUGUAGUAUAUUGGGUCCCACAUUUUUUUAUAUUAAUUACAAAAUAGUUUUACUAGUUUUUAAGUACUGAUAUAUAUUAAUAUUGUAUAUUCAUUUUUUUUAAAUAUUGCUAUUAUCUUUUUUAAAUAUUUUUAUCAAGAAAUCUGUAAAUAAAUAAAUUUUUCGCAGUAA